AUGGGCUGGUUUUGGGCUGACGGUCCUGCGACCUCUGUUCACGCGACCUCCAUUUCGGCGUCGCAUCCCCAUGGCGCCGCCGGCGUCCCGACCGGUCCUCCUCCACCUGGCUGCCCAAUGCACAACAAGACCCUCGACGCCCUGAACCCGGCCGCGAAGCCCGCCACUGCUCCGGCGCCGGCCCCCUCCGCAUGCCCCGUCCCUCACGACCAGCGCCACGCCGCUCUUCCCCCUCCCUCAGCAUGCCCCGUCCCCCACGACCAAAGACAGUCUGCCGCGCCUCCGUCGUCGUGUCCCGUACCCCACGACAAGCCCAAGGAAGCCGAGUCCAAGGGCUUCCUCCAGCAGAUCAACCCCCUGAACUACAUGUUCAAGGAGCUCUCCCAGGCCCCCGCCGAGAACCAGACCGUCGCCCUGCCCACAGAGCGCGAGCCUUCGACGAUACCAAAGGGCUCCGGCGAUGGCAACUGGGAGUACCCCUCGCCCCAGCAGAUGUACAACGCCCUGCUGCGCAAGGGCUACACUGACACCGACGUCACCGCCGUCGAGUCCAUGGUGUCGGUCCACAACUUCCUCAACGAGGGCGCCUGGGCCGAGAUCGUCAGCUGGGAGGAGCGCUUCGGCAAGGGACUGUACAGGGGCUGGCAGGCCUGCAGCCGCGGCGAGGAGAACUCGGACGACAUGGUCGAGAAGCUGAAGGACGGCACCGAGGCGGCCCCGACCCUGAUCCGCUUCCAGGGUCGCCCCAAGGACAUGACGCCCAAGGCUGUCAUGUGGCAGGUUGCCGGCUGGCUGUACCCCUCCAAGUUUGAGACCGAGCCCCCCUUUGACCGUCACGACUGGUUCGUCUCCCGCAAGAUGGGCGGCGUUGAGAAGGAGAUCCGAUACGUAAUUGACUACUACUCUGGCGAGCCUGAACCCACCGGCGAGCCCGUCUUCUACCUUGACGUCCGGCCCGCCAUGACACCCCUCGGCGCUGCCGAGCGUCUCAUCCGCUGGGGCGGCGACGUGUGGUGGAAGGCCUCGGGUGCCGAGGUGCGCGAGAAGGAGAGUCUCGAGAAGCAGCUCGAAACGCAGUGGAAGAAGAAUUAA
Molecule: messenger RNA, 1092 nt
Organism: Colletotrichum higginsianum IMI 349063
Lineage: Eukaryota; Fungi; Ascomycota; Sordariomycetes; Glomerellales; Glomerellaceae
Product: Cytochrome c/c1 heme lyase
Exons: 3
Coding region: 1-1092 (363 amino acids)
Biological process (GO): cytochrome c-heme linkage
Cellular component (GO): mitochondrion
Molecular function (GO): holocytochrome-c synthase activity
Source: RefSeq, a predicted model, not a curated record